UCCACAUGGCGAACCAUGGCAGGAACGUCGAGAUCGCGCCCAACACCAACCUCUUAUCAACAAAACCAAAUCCCUCCCUCCUAAAACGUAAUUGACUCAAUUAUCUCUCUCUCUCUCGGACAAGAGAAGACCGUCUCUUUCAUCUUCCCAAAAUAGCAGAUCCGCGAUGUCCGCCAUUGCUACUUCUGCUGCUCUCUCUUUUCCCUUCUCUUUCUGCCGUUCUACCAAGACUUUUACUACAAGAAAGUGUUUCAAAGGGGAAUUUGGAGUGUUUGCAGUGUACGAGGAGGCAGGUGGGUUAACAAACAAGAAAAGCUCCUGGUUGACACUCUUUGAUGUGGAAGAUCCAAGGUCAAAAUUUCCUCUGUCUAAAGGCAAGUUCCUGGAUGCAAAUCAAGCUUUAGAAGUUGCUAGAUUUGAUAUACAAUAUUGUGAUUGGCGAGCUCGACAAGACGUACUUACAAUAAUGCUCCUGCAUGAAAAGGUUGUGGAAGUAUUGAAUCCUCUAGCGCGUGAAUAUAAAUCUAUUGGGACCAUGAAGAAGGAACUCGCGGAGUUACAAGAAGAACUUUCUCGGGCUCACCAAGAGGUACAUAUAUCUGAGGUGCGGGUUUCUGCUGCUUUAGAUAAGCUAGCUCACAUGGAAGCAUUGGUUAAUGAUAGGCUGCUUCCGGAGAAGAGUACAGAAGAAUUAGAUUCCCCAUCUUCCUCCACCGGUACGUCUACAGUAUCUAGAGAUACUGCUAAAAGCAAGCAGCCUAGGAGAACCCUCAAUGUGUCAGGUCCGGUCCAAGAGUACAGCUCGCAUUUGAAGAACUUUUGGUAUCCUGUCGCUUUCUCUGCUGAUGUUAAGGAAGACACAAUGACACCAAUUGAUUGCUUUGAGGAACCGUGGGUGAUUUUUCGUGGGAAAGAUGGAAAACCUGGAUGUGUCCAGAACACAUGUGCACAUAGAGCCUGCCCCCUUCAUUUGGGUUCAGUGAAUGAGGGUCGCAUACAAUGUCCUUAUCACGGGUGGGAAUAUUCAACAGACGGAAAAUGUGAGAAAAUGCCAUCAACAAAAUUUCUGAAUGUCAAGAUCAAAGCUCUGCCAUGCUUUGAGCAAGAGGGAAUGAUAUGGAUUUGGCCUGGAAAUGAUCCUCCUGCAGCUACUCUUCCUUCUUUACUGCCACCUUCUGGAUUUCAAAUCCAUGCAGAGAUUGUCAUUGAACUUCCAGUGGAACAUGGGCUACUUUUGGACAAUCUUUUGGAUCUUGCACAUGCUCCUUUCACCCAUACGUCUACAUUUGCUAAAGGAUGGAGUGUCCCAAGCUUUGUAAAAUUUUUGACUCCUGCAUCUGGUCUGCAAGGAUAUUGGGAUCCAUAUCCAAUAGAUAUGGAAUUUCGACCGCCUUGUAUGGUUCUAUCAACCAUUGGAAUCUCAAAGCCAGGCAAAUUGGAAGGGCAGAGUACCAAAGAGUGCUCUACACACCUUCACCAACUUCAUGUAUGUUUACCUGCAUCUAAACAGAAGACAAGGUUGUUAUAUAGGAUGUCACUGGAUUUUGCUCCCGUACUAAAACACAUCCCUUUCAUGCAAUACGUGUGGAGGCAUUUUGCUGAACAGGUUUUAAAUGAAGACCUACGGCUUGUGAUUGGUCAGCAAGAACGGAUGCUCAAUGGUGCUAACAUUUGGAACCUGCCUGUGUCAUACGAUAAGCUAGGAGUGAGGUAUAGAAUAUGGAGAGAUGCUGUAGAGAGUGGAGCAAAGCAGUUGCCAUUCAGCAAAUGAACAUGGAACUAAUUCAAGGACAGAUUUUACCUCUCAAGAUGAUAAUACACUCUAAACAAUUUUAGCUCUUUAAAGAACUUCAGGAUCUUUCUUGGUAUAUGACGCGGCUGCACACUUGUUGCUCGUGGAGAUACUAGAGCAUCCUGCUCUUGGUGUAUGCCUAAAAGGAGAUGAUUUCAGCAUAGCUUCCCAUGUAAAUUAAACUGUACACUAAUUGCUUUUUGGUUCAUGUACAGUGUAAACAACCUUGACCCCCCAUCAAUUCUUUCAUGUUUGCCCUAGCGUCCCUCCUAGAAAAUCUGGAGGUUUUUUUUCCAAGUCAUGGAAAUGGUCAUCCAUCAUGUAUCAUAGUAUCAACCUUCUCAGAUUUGAAUUGAAUACACAAUUUUUUGCCAAAAUGAAGCAAAAGGAAGAUCUGAUUCUCUA
Nicotiana attenuata is the source of this 2197-nucleotide messenger RNA. Its product is annotated as chlorophyllide a oxygenase, chloroplastic. The record is from RefSeq and is a predicted model, not a curated record. The transcript is spliced from 9 exons. Gene Ontology annotation, biological process: chlorophyll biosynthetic process. Bases 167 to 1771 code for a protein of 534 amino acids. Gene Ontology annotation, molecular function: iron ion binding; chlorophyllide a oxygenase activity; 2 iron, 2 sulfur cluster binding. NCBI's taxonomy places the organism in Eukaryota, Viridiplantae, Streptophyta, Magnoliopsida, Solanales, Solanaceae. Gene Ontology annotation, cellular component: chloroplast.